AUGAGUGUGAAAACCUGGCAUGAACAUAAGACUGGAUAUGUACAAUUCGUACGCAUGCUCAUACUCAUCACAAUUAGAAAACGCAUACAUAUCAGCUUUCAAUUUUGCUUAAGUAUACACAAGCACGAUUACUUCAGUACCCUGGUUCAUUAUGACCGAUAUCAAAUGCCGUUAUCGAGUGAGCUGGAUGUAAAACAAACGAAAACCCCAGCACUCUAUAAAAAUAUCUCAUCCUUAAAUGCUCAAUCGGAUUGUCGUCCUCACUUAAAAGUUGUUCUACCAUUCCAGUUCACUCUGGAAAUGGCUACAAAUAAUGCAGUGACUCUUUCGUCGAUUUUUCCCAUUAAAUCCACUGCAUUUUGUUUAAUCAUUAAAAGUGAAUUAAAACUCUCGCCAGAGAUGAUAGUCUUUUUGGAGUGCGAAAUGACUGCUGCAGCAGUUAUAAUACCAAAAAGAAUGCAGUAUUUUUUGGCUGAACAACUUAGUAAAACAGAAAAACAAACCAAAAUAGAGAUGAAACGAACGUAA
This is a messenger RNA of Loa loa (African eye worm), 528 nucleotides long. RefSeq lists its product as hypothetical. NCBI's taxonomy places the organism in Eukaryota, Metazoa, Nematoda, Chromadorea, Rhabditida, Onchocercidae. The record is from RefSeq and is a predicted model, not a curated record. Bases 1 to 528 code for a protein of 175 amino acids. The transcript is spliced from 3 exons.